Molecule: messenger RNA, 1139 nt
Organism: Phragmites australis (common reed)
Lineage: Eukaryota; Viridiplantae; Streptophyta; Magnoliopsida; Poales; Poaceae
Product: transcription factor HEC1-like
Exons: 1
Coding region: 177-842 (221 amino acids)
Biological process (GO): regulation of DNA-templated transcription
Molecular function (GO): DNA-binding transcription factor activity; protein dimerization activity
Source: RefSeq, a predicted model, not a curated record
GAAGCCACCUUAGCUAGAUACCCAGCAAUCCCCUAUAAAUAGCACCUCGCCAACAACAUGGUAACAACGCAACCCUUUGAUACCUAAACCUUCAGAAGCCAGACUUGCUAGCUGCUAGCUUCGACACCUCCCUUGCUCCAGCUCCUCUGGACCUCUACACACUCUUCAAGCCCUGAAUGGACUUUGACAUGCUGAAUUGUACCCCGGAAGCGCAGCUCGAGCUGAUGAACGCAAUGCUAGAGCUGGAGCAGCUCACUGCAUUCCCUGGCCAUGGCGCCAUGACGGUGCCUUCGACUCCCCCUUCGCCGUGCAUGCAAGCUCCUCAUCACUUCUCCUCGGUGCCUCACAUGUCAGGCACCGUCGGCGCCGCCUACAGCGACCAGUGUUCCCAGGUAACAGCUGCGUCGUGCGACGGCAGCAACCGCUCGGAGUACACUGCGCAGGCUCCUGCGGCCGGCGGUGGAAACGGAAGGGACGGUGCUUCCGGCGUCGGGUCGCCGGCGAUGCGGGAGAUGAUCUUCCGCGUCGCGGCGCUGCAGCCGGUGAACAUCGACCCGGAGAUGGUGCGUCCGCCGAAGCGGCGAAACGUCCGCAUCUCCACCGACCCGCAGAGCGUGGCAGCGCGGAUGCGGCGAGAGCGCAUCAGCGAGCGCAUCCGUAUCCUGCAGCGGCUCGUCCCGGGCGGAACCAAGAUGGACACCGCGUCCAUGCUGGACGAAGCCAUCCACUACGUCAAGUUCCUCAAGACUCAGGUGCAGUCGCUGGAGCGCGCCGCCGCCAGCAGUGGCCACCGCGCGGCGCCUGCAGCGGACUACCACGGCCGCCUGAGCGGCCCGUGGUAGAUCGAUCGAUCGGUGGUGCUUACGGUCCGGCAUGCAUGUCCGUGUAAUGAUGUGAUGCAUUGAUCACCGUUGGACCUGAGCUUGCACGUACGAUGAAUGCCGGCGUCGGUAGCACUUGUACGAUCAUAUGUCUAAAUUAAGUUGUACCUGGUCAGACGCCUUACAUUCUACUACUAGCUAGUGAUAGUAUUACUGUCAUUGCAUGCUUGCGACUCGCAGCGCAUGCAUGCACGUAUGUGUAGCUUGUACAUUGUACGUACGCACCUACUACCUCAUGUUAUGAAUAUGUUUAAUCCG